This is a messenger RNA of Prorocentrum cordatum, 342 nucleotides long. Lineage: Eukaryota; Dinophyceae; Prorocentrales; Prorocentraceae. The record is from the annotation of a GenBank genome assembly.
AUGGAAAAGCUUGCCGCCUCCGCGGGGGAGACACAGGGCCCAGGGCCGCUCUCGUUUACUGUGGUCGGCAGGGUUGCAGCGUUGACGUCGGAUUUCUUCGAAGACGACGUUCCGAUUCUCCAGAAGAGCGAUGCUGAGAUCAUGUGCUACAAGGCAUCCAUUGCGGACGCUACUGGCCGUCUGCCUGUGAAGAUCUGGGAUAAGCCGUGCCAUGACAUCUUCGGCGUGACUGCGAACUGUCAGCAGCAGUGCGUUUAUAUAUUUAGCUUCGCGCCGCUUUGCGUCGCGCGGUGUUGGGCUCCCCUCUGCCUAUUAUUUCAGGUCUGCUGUGUCCCCUGUUAG